ACUUGGUCAAACAAAAACCAAUCAAUCAAUCAUGGGGAAGAGGAAGAGGAAUAGUAAUAGGAGUGGGAGAUACUACCCAUCAAAGAAGAAGAUGGGGAAUAGGAGAUGGGAGGAGUUGAACCAAGAUUGCUUGGUUGAAGUGCUUAGAAAAUUAGACAUUGAAUCCUUGUUAACCAACAUUCCUUUGGUGUGUAAGUCUUGGUACAAAGCCUCUUUAGACCCCAAGUGUUGGAAGUGCCUUAAUUUUCAUGAACUCGCAUCUUCACCUUAUCUACGCCCACCCUACGAUUCACCUUUCUUCGAUGACUUCAACAUUCUAAACGGGAACAAUGACUUAGCCAAUGCGUUCAUAAAAUUUGUGGUUGAUCGCAGUCAAAGAUGUGCCACUACGCUUGUGAUUGCUGGCUUCUUCACUCAACAGUCCUUGGAAUAUGUCUCCCAAGAGUGCCCAGAAUUGAAGUGCCUUAAUAUACCGAUGGAGUUUAUGUUUGGGGACGAGGGGCAGCAUCUCUCUAAAUUUAUAGGCAGUUGGGGGAAUUUAGAGUUGUUAUCUAUUGAAAUUUGCUAUUAUCUUGAUCAGAUUUUGACCCCAAUCAGCACUCAUUGCCAUAAGUUUCAGGCGUUAUGUUGCCGUGAAAUCCAAAUUAGAGAUGAAGAUGCAAUGGCCAUAGUCAAAUUAGAACAAAAAAUCAAGUACUUGAGAUUAAGUAGUUGUCGCUUGUCCCGUGAGAAUGUUGUGAUCAUUUUAAAGGGCUGCAGACAUCUUGAGCUCUUGAUUAUGAGGUACUGCAGUGGAUUUAAUGUAGAUGAUGAGAUAUUGAAACUUGCUUCUCAUAUCAAGACUUUUGAUUAUCAAGGAACCUAUGCUUGAAGAUUGUUGUUGAUGAACACCUGUGUGCAGGCACUUGAAGACGCGGAUUACUUCUAGUUUGUACCAACCAACAAUUUGUUUUUGUUUUUGCUGUUGUUUUUUUCCCCCUUAAUUAU
Molecule: messenger RNA, 987 nt
Organism: Quercus robur (English oak)
Lineage: Eukaryota; Viridiplantae; Streptophyta; Magnoliopsida; Fagales; Fagaceae
Product: F-box protein FBW2-like
Exons: 2
Coding region: 32-871 (279 amino acids)
Molecular function (GO): protein binding
Source: RefSeq, a predicted model, not a curated record